UAAUAUUGCAUGGGAUUGAUUUCACAGAGUCACGCUCUUUUGUUCAGGGUCUCAGUUCGAGCCGAAGAUGGCAAGGUGUUGGUCUUAUUCCAGGUAAGAAAUCGACCUAACCCCGUCUAAGAGGUCUUUAAAACCAUGGUCUUUAAGUAUGGCCAAAAAUGUACUGAACAGAUACAAUCGCAAGCUCAAAAAUGCCUCGGCGAAACUACCAAGUUCGACCAAGUGGUUAGCAAACGUACACAACCAAGAUGUUAUCAGAUCUCCGGUACAGCCAUCAUCUUCCUCAUCAUCGGACUGAUCGUGGUUAUUUUAUGUCGCCGGUACGUGAAAGAUGUCUUGGAAUGGCUCCAGAAUCUGGAUGAGUGGCAAGGAAUGCUGCUAUUUGUAAUAAUGUUCACGGUAGUCUCUUUUCCUAUGACAUGGGGAUACAUUUUAUUAAACGUAGCAGCAGGCUACUUGUAUGGAUUUAUUCUUGGAUCUAUGGUUGUUGUUGUUUCUGUCCUGUGUGGUGCGUCAACUGCAUUCAUCGUUUGUAGAAGAUAUUUACGAGAUUUCGUUCGCUCAAGACUGGAGUCGGACAGUUUAAAAGCGAUCAUGCGGGUCGUGGAGGGAAAACGUGGUUUUAAAGUGAUUGCAUUAACAAGGCUGACCCCUGUUCCGUUUGGAUUGCAAAAUGGACUAUUUUCGGUUACUAAUGUCAGUACACCUAAAUAUGUAAUUUCAUCUACACUUGGGCUUUUACCUACACAAGCGUUGAAUGCAUACAUGGGAUCUACAUUUCGUUCUCUGGAGGAUGUUGUGCAAGACCAGUCUGGUAGUUACAUUUUACUCUUUGUUCAAUUCAUUAUCAGUAUUCUGCUGAUGACGCACGUAAUUCGCAGAGCAAGAAAGGAAUUAAAUAGAACUUGUGAGGAGAUGGAACCAGAUGUUUUAGCAAAUGGUCAUGUGAUAACAGCUGUACCAGAGCAACUUCAAAGAAUUUCUUCAGAAAAGAAUUUUGCAAUGGACAUUGAUGUGGAAGCCCAGUUGGAAGAAAAAGAGUUUAUUGACAGCAACAUGAAGAAAGGCCACAAGAGAUCAAAAUCUGCAUCUGCUGUGCUAACUGCAGUAAAUGAAAUUUCAAAAGGUGCUCAAACUCCUUAGCUAGUCUAACUUGUUGAAAAUGAGCUUGCUUAUGUUAUGUUAAAGUUUGGCAAUACUGGAUGUUUCACACAAACUUGUUUUAAAUUUAAAUGGAAAUGUGUAAAUCAAUUUCCUGUGAUAGCUUUUUAAUACAUGUAUAGGGGAAAGGGUGGGCAAUUUUAUUUGAAUAUUUAUAAGUUUGAAUAACACAAACCACUCUUAACUAUUUGGUUUGAUGUAGGUUUGUAAUUUCAAACAAUUCACAAACAUUUUGUCGCAAACCUGACAGUGUGUGGUCCUCAUGCAUUAUUCCAUAUUUAAAAAAAAUCUGAUAAGGGCUCUGAUCAGAUCUAUUAAAUGCAUUCAAUGUUAUUUACAAAUCCUGUUAUGUCUAAAUCUUAAUUUUACUGGUAGUGUUAUAAUAGCAUUUGAAUUUGCUGAAAGGAUAUAAUUAAUCAGGAAACAAGUUUUGAUAGUAUUAUUAAUGCAGUCCAGUCCAUUUCAUAAAGAAAUGAUCCACUUGGAUAUUAAUAUAUUAUUACACUCAAUGCAGCAUAUCUCGCUAUUUAGAGUUAAGCAAACAGUGAAAACAAAAUUCAAACAAAAUAAGGUAACAUUAACUGUAGUGGAUAUAAGCUUCAAUGUAGCUAUUUUUUUCCCUAUUCUUCAUUACUUCUCAUGUAACAAACAAAGGAUUUUACAGCUUAGCUAGAUUCCAUUAUCAACAUUGCUUUCCUUGCACCAUACAUGUACUUAGUAUUAAUAGGGAUCUGGUGUUUACCAUAGCUUUUGUUAGAAUUUCCAAAGGAUUAGUACCAUUAAAUUAGGUUCUGUUUUUCUUUUUCUCAUUAGGAUAGAAUUCUAUAGAAAAGAUGCUAUACAGUAAGGAUAACAUCCUUCAUAGUCAUGAGCACAUAUUUAAUACUAAAAAUCUUUUAUAUCUUUUCACACAUUUUUUGGACUUUGUGUGAUGGUGAAUAAAAUGAUACAGUAAUAAAAUAAAUCAACUUCAUUCAAACUUACACUUACAUUAUGCAGUUGUCCUCUUUCGCUAGAUAAUUUAAUUUCCAGAGCUUAGUGUCAUAUUGUGAAAUUUCUAUUUUUAUUUUUAUCACAAAAGUAUAACUGUAUAGUGUUCAAAUUUCAGUAAUAAACAAAAGCAGUACAUUUUCACUA
Messenger RNA from Orbicella faveolata, 2298 nucleotides. RefSeq names its product transmembrane protein 64-like. The record is from RefSeq and is a predicted model, not a curated record. Gene Ontology annotation, biological process: regulation of cytosolic calcium ion concentration. NCBI's taxonomy places the organism in Eukaryota, Metazoa, Cnidaria, Anthozoa, Scleractinia, Merulinidae. Gene Ontology annotation, cellular component: endoplasmic reticulum.